GCACAAAUUAGCGUCGCACAUACUCUGUUUGUUUACGAGCACCGGCCAGCUAGUUAGCCUAGCGAGCUACAAACGUCACAUCAACGACCUACUACUGAACUUUUAGCGGAGCAGAAUGAAGCCUGCGGUGGACGAGAUGUUUCCAGAGGGAGCGGGUCCCUACGUGGAUCUAGACGAGGCAGGAGGCAGCAGCGGCCUGCUAAUGGACCUGGCAGCCAAUGAAAAAGCAGUGCACUCAGAUUUCUUUAACGACUUUGAGGAUCUGUUCGAUGACGACGACCUGCAGUGAUGACAGCGUCUCAACACCUGCGUGAUUCUGUCAACAUGUACAUAGAAGAAAUGAAGAAAACCGUCUUAUUCUCGCUGCACCUUCUCUUUUAUUUGUACAGCCUCUCUUGUAUAAGUCACUCGGCACCAUACUGAAAUAAAGCCUUUUUGUUUUCCACAAAAAAAAA
Molecule: messenger RNA, 455 nt
Organism: Stegastes partitus (bicolor damselfish)
Lineage: Eukaryota; Metazoa; Chordata; Actinopteri; Pomacentridae
Gene: cops9
Product: COP9 signalosome subunit 9
Exons: 3
Coding region: 116-289 (57 amino acids)
Source: RefSeq, a predicted model, not a curated record